AUGGAGUGGGAAAAGUUGAGCAAUGUUAAGAAAAAUCUAAUCACCAGAACAUGGCAGCGUUGUCGAUCCAUCCCGAGAAGACGGAAAUCUUUCGCACCACUUUCAAUUCUUCCCAGAUCUCUAUCAUGCAAAGAGAGCAAAACAAACUGCAAAAUGGCUCCUCGUGGUUGCUUCUUCGUCUACGUCGGACCGGAGAAGCAGAGAUUCGUAAUCAAGACCGAGUACGUGAAUCAUCCUUUAUUCAAAAUUUUGCUCGAAGAGGCCGAAACCGAAUACGGUUUUAUGAGCGACGGUCCUAUCUUGCUUCCAUGUGAUGUGAAUCUUUUUUACAAAGUCUUAGCAGAGAUGGAUAGUGGUAAAUGCGAGAAUCAAGUUUACAUGAGGUCGAAAUCAUGUGGCCUUGCAUACGGACUAUGUAGUCCGUUCAGUCCGACCCGACGAUCGUAUAAGAAUGGCGGUAUGGGGAAGGAAUUUGGUUCAUAUGGCCUGCUUACUCCAUCUCGGCUCAUUAGAAUGAACUAG
This is a messenger RNA of Daucus carota subsp. sativus, 522 nucleotides long. RefSeq names its product auxin-responsive protein SAUR72. Bases 1 to 522 code for a protein of 173 amino acids. Gene Ontology annotation, biological process: response to auxin. Lineage: Eukaryota; Viridiplantae; Streptophyta; Magnoliopsida; Apiales; Apiaceae. The record is from RefSeq and is a predicted model, not a curated record. The transcript has a single exon.